Orcinus orca (killer whale) is the source of this 5972-nucleotide messenger RNA. RefSeq names its product membrane integral NOTCH2 associated receptor 1 (gene MINAR1). The transcript has 4 exons. Bases 1103 to 3859 code for a protein of 918 amino acids. Lineage: Eukaryota; Metazoa; Chordata; Mammalia; Artiodactyla; Delphinidae. The record is from RefSeq and is a predicted model, not a curated record. Gene Ontology annotation, biological process: negative regulation of cell population proliferation; negative regulation of TOR signaling. Gene Ontology annotation, cellular component: plasma membrane.
CCUGGGCUUGGGGGUGUGUGUGUUUGUGUAUUUGUGCGUGUUUGGGGAGGGGGUGAUCACGUGACUGCCAGUCGCUCCAAUCUGGGUACCAUUUAAGCCCAGUGCACCCAAGAGGGAAAAUCAAUGAGCGAAGUGACCACUCUGCCCUGGCCUUGCAAAGGACUGCGGAGUCGGAGGCCGGGGAAGGGUGAGCCGAGUGCACCGGGGAAGAGGAGAGGCGAGGACGCCGUUCGCCCCUGCUUGGCCGCUGGGGGCCGCAGUCACCUUCAGCUUAGGGGAGCGGGGAGACGCGAACCCCUUUGGCGGCUCCGGCCGCCGGGCUCCCUCCAGCGCACAGCCUCGGCUCGCUCACCCCCAGAGCUGCAGCCGCGACCCGGGACCGAGCGGACGUCGCCUUCCCCGAGCUCUGGCUGGGCCCCCAUCCCGCCCUACCCGGCCGCAGCCUCCAGACAGGCAGCCACUCGGCGCGUCUGCCGCGCCCCUCCCGGGCCCGCCCCCUCCGUCCCCCGGGUGCGCGCAGUCGCUGCCCGUGCGCCCUGCCUGCCAGCGCGCCCCGGGCGGGCGAAGAUGAGGAAGCUGAGCCGAGUUCUCUGCCGCCCGCUUCCCGGCCCGCGCCGCUCACCGCCCGCAAGCCCGUGACGCGGCGGCGCCGGCCGAGACACAAAGACCGCGGCUGGGGCCGCCCGGGGGCUGAGGCCACGUCCCGGGGCCGCUGCGAGCCAGAGCGCCAUGCGAGCCGGUGCCGUCCGCCCGCUGCCCGGGAGAAGCCCGAGCGCCCGCCUUCGCCGCCGUGCGCCGGCCCCAGUCCCGGCUGCAGCCCGGUGGGCGCCGCGCAGGUGAAGGCAGAGCCCGACCCGGGGCGGCCGAGGCCACAGCCGCCCCAGCCCCCGGGGUGCGGCCUCUGGUGCGGACCCCGGGGUGUCCGAGAGGCGGCGGGGCCCGGCGGGUUCCGGAGUCUUCCCGAGCCGCGGCGUCUGAGGCCGGGCUGACCCCGGCGGGAAAGAAGUGGGAGCCCCGCAGGGCGGCGUGGGCCCGGCGCCGGGGGAGCCUCGGAGAGCUGACUCGAAGUUUCAGUGUCAUCAGCGAGGCUUUGAAAUUCUAAAUGAUGGAGACCAAUCAGGAAACUUCCCUCUUCUUGGUGAAAAUCUUGGAGGAACUGGACAGCAAGCAAAAUACCGUUUCCUACCAGGACCUGUGCAAAUCCCUGUGCACCCGUUUUGAUCUGUCCCAGCUCUCCAAACUGAGAAGCGUCCUCUUCUACACGGCUUGUCUCGAUCCCAAUUUUCCAGCCACGUUAUUCAAAGACAAGAUGAAAUGCACCGUGAACAACCAGCAAUCGAAGAAAAUCAUGGUGGCGGCAGAUAUCGUGACGAUAUUCAACCUCAUCCAGAUGAACGGGGCUACAGCCAAAGAGAAGCUCCCCAGCGGCCGGCAGAAGAUGCGCAAGAAGGAGGCGGCCUUUGACUUGGGCCGCUCGGACACGGAACUCUGCACCGCAGCCCAGUGUGAGUCCCUCAGCUGCGAGCUGAGCGACCAGCCUUUCAGCCGGGGCUACCCCACCCACCAGUCUUCCAAAUGCUGCAAGAUGGACUGCAAGGACUGCCCGCAGUUUGUACCUGCCUCCGAGCCCAACUUCCUGCUGGGGGUCAGCAAAGAUGUGAAAAACCGGGCGGCUUCCCUGGACAGGCUGCAGGCUCUGGCCCCCUACUCGGUGGCCAGCCCUCAGCCCUGCGAGAUGCAGAGAACCUAUUUCCCCAUGAACAUCGAGAGCGAGUCCAUGUCCGAUCAGGACUCCCUGCCCCUCACCCAGGGCAUCAAGGAGACUUUCAUCUCUAAUGAGGAGCCCUUCGUGGUCCAGUCCUGCGUCCAGAAAAGGAACAUCUUCAAAGAGGAGUUUCACAACCUGAUGACUGUGUCCCCCGAGUUGGCCAGCCCCGCCAACAAGGCUGAGGGCGAGCACGGGAAACCCCAGGGCCGCAAGGAGUCCCACAAGACACCCUUCCCCAAUCACAGCUUUGAGAUGCCCUACAACAGCCAGUACCUGAAUCCCGAGUACUCCCCUGUUCCUGACAAAAGGCGGGCAAAGCACGAGAGCUUAGAUGACCUUCAAGCCUCCACGUAUUUUGGACCCACUCCAGUGAUGGGGACCCAGGAGGCCAGGCGCUGUCCCGGGAGGCCGGGUAAGCAGACCCCCUGGCCGGCCAAAAGCUGGAGCCUAAACACUGAAGAAGUUCCUGACUUUGAACGGUCCUUUUUCAAUAGAAAUCCCUCCGAGGAGAAGCUCCGCUAUCCAAAUCCCAGCAGCCAGACCGCCAACUUCCCAACCCCAGACAGGCGCCCAGCUUACCUCAUGCCGCAGGAGCAACAGCCAAUGCUCCCCGUCGGCUACGCGGCCAAGCCAAACGGGCUCAAAUCUAAAGAGAUCUCGUCCUCCGUUGACCUGGAGAAGCAUGAACCGGUCAAAAAGUUUAAAGACAAGAGCAUUAGCUGCACCAGCAGGCAGCUCAGCUCAGACACCAGUAGCGUGGGCACCCAGACCGAGCAGCACGUCCUGGAGCCCAAGAAAUGCAAAGACUUGUGUGCCUCUGGGCAGGGCAAGUACAGUGACAGGCACGCCAUGAAGCAGUCAGAUGACGACUCGGAAGUCGUCAGUGAUGACAUCAGUGACAUUUUCCGAUUUCUUGAUGACAUGAGCAUCAGUGGCUCGACGGGAGUGAUGCAGUCAUCCUGCUACAACAGCACAGGAUCUUUGUCCCAGCUUCACAAGUCGGACUGUGACAGUUCACCGGAGCACAACCUAACCAAAAUCGCCAACGGGCUCCCCAGCAGCAAAGGAGAAAAGGGCAACCGGCCUGAAAACAGCCACCACUCGGAAGAGGAAUUGAAGACCAGUGUGUGCAAACUGGUGCUCAGGAUCGGUGAAAUUGAACGGAAGCUCGAAUCGCUGUCGGGUGUCCGCGAGGAGAUCUCCCAGGUCCUGGGCAAGCUCAGUAAGCUGGAUCAGAAGAUACAGCAGCCCGAGAAGGUGAGUGUGCAGAUAGAUCUGAAUUCCCUGACCAGCGAGGCUCCGUCCGAUGAGAGCGCCUCUCCCCGGAUGUUCCGUGCACACAAUGGUUCCCACGGGCCCAAACUGGAGAACUCGGCCGACUGGUGCUCCUCAGACGCCAGCGGAAGCAACAGCGAAAGCCUUCGUGUCAAGGCGUUAAAAAAAAGCCUCUUCACCAGGCCAUCCUCCAGGUCCCUGACGGAGGAAAACAGCGCCACAGAGUCCAAAAUCGCCAGCAUCUCCAAUUCGCCCAGGGACUGGCGCACCAUCACUUACACCAACCGCGUGGGCGUCGGAGAGGAGGAUGUGAAAGACAGAGGCCCUGGGGAAAGUAAGGACUGGCAUCGAAAAUCUAAAGAGGCAGACAGGCAGUAUGACAUCCCCCCGCAGCACCGACUGCCCAAGCAGCCCAAAGACGGCUUCCUGGUGGAGCAGGUGUUCAGCCCUCACCCCUACCCCGCCUCCCUCAAGGCCCACAUGAAGAACAACCCUCUGUACACAGACAUGCGGCUGACGGAGCUGGCGGAGGUGAAGCGGGGCCAGCCUUCCUGGACCAUCGAGGAGUAUGCUCGCAACCCAGGCGAGAAGGGCAAGCUGACAGCCCUGGACCUGCAGACUCAAGAAUCUUUAAACCCAAACAACUUAGAAUACUGGAUGGAAGAUAUUUAUACUCCAGGCUACGACUCAUUACUGAAAAGGAAAGAAGCCGAGUUCAGACGAGCCAAGGUCUGCAAGAUCGCUGCUCUGAUCGCUGCAGCGACGUGCACAGUCAUCCUGGUCAUCGUCGUGCCCAUCUGCACGAUGAAAUCAUGAGCCACUGGACGUGCAACGUUGCCUACGGCUCAUGACGACCGACGUCUCCCUCUGUAGUUUAAAAUCACGUGCCAGUGGGGCCACGGUUUUUUGAAAUAGAAAUCACAGAGGCUUUUCUGCAAACACUGACGAUGGCCUUCAGAAAGUAUACAUUCUAGAGAGAUAUCUACCUACCUAUUAGCUUUGACUUAAUUCCAUGGAUGAAUUUUAAGAGUGCAAUAUCUUUUCCUACCAAAAGAAUGUAAUGGACUACCAGUAGAUACAAACUGAAUUCCAAGCAAAAAAAACAGAGGAAGAUUAAUUGGUUGGAUUCUUUCCAUUUUGAUGAACUUUCAUGGCGGGGAAUAUGUUAUAGAGGAGAUGGUUAAUCCAUGCCUUUUUUAGGGAAGCUAAGGGAGAUAGCAAGAUGAGAAUAAAAAAAAAAAAAAGCAUGGGUUCUCUUUCCCUUAAUGUUCUUAGACCAUCACUGGCAAAGAAACAGGGUAUGUAUCCAUAAAGGGGGUUACUUCUCUGCUGACUUUUAUCAAGGGCUACCGACUUUUCAUUCUUGCCCUUCUGUCAUCAUUACAGUCUUCAUUGCACAUCUUCAUGGAAACGUUCUGGACCUUCUUCCUGGUGCCCCGGGUAGGAAGGUGCUGGACUGUCAAAUCAGGCAUGGCGUGAAGUGUGCUCUCUGCUCAAUAGGCCAAGGUAUUCAGGCCAGGAGACCUUCCUGUGCCCACCUCAAGGUGUGGGAGAGUUGCUUGCUCACGACGUACGAUCGAUAUCUGAAAGUCACGGCAUCCCAAAGGGUCUCCCAUUCUUGCUCUGCUGUGUGGUUCCUCUCAAUCUUCUGUCUCCUGGUGGUACCCGUUGCUCUGCUUCUCACACAUGAGUUGAAGAAUUUGGAACUUGUCCUUGUGCCUUGAAGAGUAGAGACAAUGGCUGAACUUUCACAUUCUAACUAUAAACCACGGUUUCCGUGCACCACUAAUACCAACCAUUUCCAAUGGCUUUAAAAAUUUUUUGAAAGCUUGUCAAUAAUACGACAAAGGCUGUGAGGUAUUCUCAACUACCCCAACACCUACUCCAGAGUUUUGAAUACUUGUCAGCUGUGCAAAAAAAAAAAAUGAUCUAUUUAACCGUUUAUCUAUCUAUAAUGUCUAUCUAAAUACCUAAGUUUGUUUAUUGUCAUCUCUGUUAAAUAACUUGAGAGCAAGGUUUCUCCAGUGUAAGGAAGCCGUUGUAAUUUCAUUAGAAUUUGAUCUCAGUUUCCACCUGCUGAAUGGUGCUUUGACAUAAUUGGACGGAAAGAAUCCUUUUCGGCAUUUGAUCCUACUGUCUUGUUACAGGUUAAAGAAAAACGAUUGAUAGAAACUAGCUACCUUAAUUCUUCUGAGAACAAGGUGGAUUAUAAAUAAAUGCUGGUGGUGAGAAUCAUCACUCUGGAUGAUAUAAUACACUCCUGAAAGAGAGGUUUGGGAAGCAUCUCAGAUUUUAAAGCAAUAGGCGUUCAGCUUCCAUCCUAAAAUCUUCCAAAUAAUGCUUAGCUUGUUGGGUCGAAUCCUAUUGUUCACUGUAAAGGGUAGUCAGAACCUUUCAUGUUGUUAAUAAAUAAGGGAUGGAUGCUUUCAUCUGUAGUGAACCUUCGUUUUUAGACGUCUUCAUGUCACCUAUUUCUAGUCUCACGUGUAUGUACAGAUUUUCAGCUAGGUGACUGCAAUUUAAGCCUUAGUAUGGAAAACUGAGGAUUUAUCAUUGAAAAUGAAAAAAUAUAUAUAUUACUGUCUACUGUCAGAAUUUUAGUCUUUUGGUGCUCUGUUUGGGGUCGGGCACAUUCAGUAAGGUGGUUUCUUUCACCCCAAAAGGGAUUCUAGAUGAAUACCCUCGGGAGUUGGGUGUUGCCAUCCCAGCUCUCCUCCCAACCAGUACGGCUCUAGAACACAUCCCAGUCCUGCCACUGUCACCUUUAUCACAGGUUAAGCCACGAGAGCAGCAGAGAUGGGUUGUUCCCAAUCUCUUGCUCUAUGAUUGGCAGAGAAGUGGAGAUGCAGUUACCCAGGAUAAGAAAAAUUUGUCAAAUCCCUUUCGGACUCCUUCAUUUGCCAGGUAGGAUCAUGGUGGAUGGACCAAA